Molecule: messenger RNA, 2439 nt
Organism: Ophidiomyces ophidiicola
Lineage: Eukaryota; Fungi; Ascomycota; Eurotiomycetes; Onygenales; Onygenaceae
Exons: 4
Coding region: 1-2439 (812 amino acids)
Biological process (GO): transmembrane transport
Cellular component (GO): membrane
Molecular function (GO): secondary active sulfate transmembrane transporter activity
Source: RefSeq, a predicted model, not a curated record
AUGCCUUACACGCCGUCGCCCACGACGCGGAAGGUCGGCCUUGGACUUGCCAAAGUCCUUGGCAUCAAGGUGGAGGAGAACGACCCCUCGGCCGCGGACUCCGUCACCCGCGGUGAAUCGACCAUGUCCACUGCUAGCAGGGAGAUCUUUCUCGAGGAGGAGCCCAGCUCCGUCGAUUUCCUCCUCGAAUGCGUGCCAACCGGCCGACAGAUGGUCUCGUAUGCCGUCAACUUGUUCCCGGUCCUCCACUGGAUCGGCAGAUACAACGUCCAAUGGUUCCUUGGCGAUCUAGUUGCUGGUAUUACCGUUGGCGCCGUUGUCGUUCCCCAGGGCAUGGCCUAUGCGAAACUCGCAGAAUUGCCUGUCGAAUAUGGUUUGUAUUCUUCGUUCAUGGGUGUCUUGGUAUACUGGUUUUUUGCAACUUCAAAGGAUAUUACAAUCGGGCCCGUCGCCGUCGUAUCAACGCUCAUCGGUCAUAUCGUCACCAGAAUCAGGGUAGACCACCCUGAACUGACGGUCAGCGUGCUUGCGUCUGCUUUUGGUGUGGUUUGCGGUGCAAUCAUCACUUUUAUUGGCCUUAUCCGAUGCGGCUGGAUAGUGGACUUCAUUCCACUGACCGCAAUCUCUGCUUUUAUGACUGGCUCUGCACUCAGCAUUGCAUCUGGUCAAGUCCCAUCGAUGAUGGGCAUUUCCGGUUUCAAUACUCGUGAUUCCACCUGGAAGGUGAUCAUCAACACCCUGAAAUACCUGGGCCGGACCAAGAUCGAUGCUGCCAUGGGUCUUUCGGCCCUGUUCCUUCUCUAUCUCAUUCGAUACACGUGCACAUGGUGCGCUCGCAAAUACCCAGCUCGCGCCAAGGUGUGGUUUUUCCUGGCCACCCUUCGCACGGUGCUUGUGAUUCUGCUUUACACUGCAAUCAGUGCUGCUGUCAAUAUCAAUCGCCGGAAAAAGCCACUGUUCAAUAUUUUGGGAACCGUUCCUAGAGGAUUCCAACAUGCUUCGGUUCCGAAGCUCGACAAGAAUAUUCUCUCGACCUUUGCUGGCGACAUUCCUGCUGGUGUGAUCGUUCUGCUCAUCGAGCAUAUUGCUAUCUCGAAGUCGUUUGGGAGAAUCAAUAAUUACAACAUCGAUCCCUCUCAGGAGAUGAUUGGCAUUGGUGUCGCGAAUCUCCUUGGCCCGUUUCUUGGCGGGUACCCUGUCACAGGAUCCUUCUCCAGAACCGCAAUUCAGUCCAAGGCUGGUGUGCGAACGCCACUUGGUGGUGUCGUCACGGCGAUGGUAGUAUUACUUGCCAUCUAUGCCCUUCCACCUGUCUUCUUUUUCAUCCCGAACUCGUCUCUGUCUGCCGUUAUUAUUCACGCAGUCGGAGAUCUCAUCACCCACCCAAAUACUGUGUACCAAUUCUGGAAAUGUUCGCCCCUGGAAGUUGUCGUCUUCUUUGCUGGUGUCAUCGUCAUGGUGUUCACCAACAUCGAGAAUGGAAUUUACACCACAGUAGCAAUGUCGCUUGCUAUCCUCCUCUUCCGUCUUGUCAAAGCUAAGGGUCAGUUCCUCGGCAGAGUCAAGGUGCAUUCGGUCGUCGGAGACCACCACCUGGUGGCUGGGCCGGAGAAGAGCGGCAAGGGUUCUGCUUGCCGGAAUAUCUUCCUUCCAGUAGACCAUGAGGAUGGAUCUAACCCUGAGAUUCAAGUUGCACAGCCAUAUCCUGGUGUUUUCAUCUACCGACUAACUGAAGGAUUUAACUAUCCAAGUGCGAAUCAUUACCUUGAUCAUCUUGUUUCCUCAAUCCACAAGCAAACAAGGAGAACGAAUCCCAACAGCUAUAGCCGGCCUGGUGACCGGCCGUGGAACAUGCCCGGCCCUCGACGCGGCCAACAGGAAGAGGAUCGCUCUCAAUUACCCACAUUGAAAGCGGUUGUUCUCGACUUCUCCUCUGUUAACAACGUUGAUGUGACUUCAGUCCAGAACCUGAUCGACGUCCGCAACCAGCUUGACAUGUAUGCUUCACCGCAGCCUGUAAAUUGGCAUUUUGCACACGUCAACAACCGAUGGACCAGACGAGCACUCGCGUCUGGUGGAUUCGGAAAUCCUACCCCGGCUGUACACGAUAAGUGGAAGCCAAUCUUCAGCGUUACCAACCUCGAGGGCAACCAAUCCGCUGAGGCCCAUGCUGAGUUCCUGGACCAUGAACACGGAAUACAGGCAGCUCGCACUGAUAUUGAGUCGCCGGGUGUGGAUAGUGCCAGCUCGACUAUCAAACGUGCUGAAGGCGCGGAUUCGAACAGUUCCAUGUCGGUAUUGGACAAGGAACUGGUUACUACCGCUGAGUACGCCAAACCGAGAAUGACUGUUGUUCAUGGAUUGAAUAGACCAUUGUUCCAUGUUGAUUUGACCAGUGCUUUGCAAUGUGCUAUUGCUAAUGCUGCCUCGGAGCACUGA